This is a messenger RNA of Acanthochromis polyacanthus (spiny chromis), 2259 nucleotides long. RefSeq names its product immunoglobulin superfamily DCC subclass member 3-like. Gene Ontology annotation, biological process: axon guidance; cell-cell adhesion. The coding region runs from base 145 to 2190 and encodes 681 amino acids. Gene Ontology annotation, cellular component: axon; plasma membrane. The record is from RefSeq and is a predicted model, not a curated record. Gene Ontology annotation, molecular function: protein binding. Lineage: Eukaryota; Metazoa; Chordata; Actinopteri; Pomacentridae. The transcript has 13 exons.
CCUCAGAAUCUCAGUCCAUGAAGGGAAGAAAAGAAGAAGAAGAAGGAAAAUAAGUAGAAAUUAAACAACCAGAAGAAGAAGAAGAAAAAGUGGAUUAAUUUUACAACCUGACUGAAUGUUUCAGUCUCUGAUGUUUUGGAUUUGAUGAAGAUGAAGAUGUGGAGCUGGAAGCUGCUGCUGCUGCUGGAGGGACUCUGCUGCUCAGGUGUCCUCGGAGCCUCAGAACUCGCCUUCCUGACGGAGCCCAAUGAUGUCAUCGCGGUGAGAGACCGCCCUCUGAUGCUGGACUGCCAGGUGGAGGGGGAGGGGCCUAUCUCUAUCACCUGGAGACGGAAUGGCAUUCCCGUGGCAACAGGUGAUAGGGCAGUAGUGCUCGGCAACGGCACGCUGCUCAUCAGAAACUUCUCCAAGAGACGAGAGAGCAACGAGACAGAUGCUGGCGAGUAUGACUGCGCUGCCCAGAACCGCUACGGCAUGUUGAUCAGCCGCAAGGCACGCGUGCAACUUGCAUCCCUCCCUAAGUUCCUGUCUCACCCUGAGUCUGUGGCGGUGGAUGAAGGGGGCGUGGCCAGACUCACCUGUCAGGUAAAUGGGAUCCCAGAGGCCAAAAUUGCCUGGCAGAGAGACCGCCGUCCACUGAGCACUGCCGAUCCCAGGUACACGUUGUUGCCGAACGGAGUCCUGCAGAUCACUGGAGUCCGCCGCAUCGACAGCGGUUUGUUUCGCUGCGUCGCUUCAAAUAUCGCCAAUACUCGCUACAGCCACGAGGCCCAGCUGUCCGUCGCUGUUGCAGGUUCCAGGAUCUACCAGGAACCCGUCAUCCUGUCGGGGCCCCAGAACCUCACCAUCAACGUCCACCAGACCGCCAUCUUGGAGUGCAUCGCCACGGGCAACCCCCGGCCCAUCGUGUCCUGGAGUCGCCUCGACGGACGUUCCAUCGGCGUGGAGGGGAUCCAGGUUCUGGGAACGGGGAACCUGAUGAUCUCAGAUGCCACUCUGCAGCACUCAGGUGUUUACGUGUGUUCAGCCAAUCGGCCGGGCAGCAGAUCCAGGAGGACAGCGCUCGGACGCCUCGUGGUCCAAGCUCCUCCAGAGUUCGUCCAGUGGCCGCAGUCCGUCUCCAGACCAGCAGGGGGCAGCGCCGUCUUCAGCUGCACGGCGUCUGGAGCCCCAGAACCGCAUCUCAUCUGGCUGAAGAACGGCAAGCUGCUGAUGCCAACAGGAAACGUCAAGCUGACCAACGGCAACACGACGCUCGCCAUCACCCGCAUCACUGCCGAGGACGAGGCCAUCUACCAGUGCAUUGCUGAGAACAGCGCUGGGACCAACCAGGCCAGCGCCCGCCUCGCCAUCAGCCAGGGGGCGGAGCUUCCCGAGGCACCCGCCGGGCUCCAGGCCACCAUUCUCAGCACCACCAGCCUGCAACUCACCUGGGAGCAGCCCAGUGAACACGCCAGCCAGCACAUCAUCGGAUAUGUCCUGCACAUCAGGAGGCUGGGAGAGCCGGACAACGCCGAGCUGCAGGAGGCCGUCAGUAAAACCACCUUCAGACACGAGUUCCACAACCUGGAAGCUGCCACCACCUACUCCAUCUACCUGAAGGCCUACUCUGCUCUGGGAGGCAGCCAGCGGUCCAACAGCAUCACGGCCACCACGCUGGGGGGCGUUCCCAGUCCUCCCAGUUUCUUCACCAAGGUCCUGAACCAGACGGCCAUGCAGGUGUACUGGGAGCUGCCCAGCAAGGCAGGCAAACUGGAGGGCUUCAGACUGGAGUACCGGGGGGUCUCCAACCCCGACGUCCAGGGACAGGACAUCUUCCCAGGACACAUCAACACACACACCAUCUCACACCUGGAACCGGCUGCUGUUUAUGAGAUCCAGCUGGUGGCAUUCAACGGGAAUGGAGACAGUCCAUCCACCCGCCGCCUGGUGUCUCUGGCAGAGGGAGGAAACCCUGGAGCGGCUGGUCAGAGCUGUAACUGCGCCCAGUCUGAUGAAUCCAUAUCGACUCUGCUGGUCGGGAUCCACAGUGGCAUCGCCUGCAUCCUCUGCUGCCUGCUACUGCUGUUGCUGGGAUACCGACGCAGUCUUUUCUGCAGGAAAGCAGCGAGCUGGGAGACUCCGCCCACCCUGAACGGUGUCAGAGGUCCUAAACCUGAGGGCAUCGAGCUCAGCCAGGUAAGUCAGUGAUCCAGGUGAUCUAUUUUAUCAUGUUUUGUCCAUUUGACGAUCUGAAUCAAAAACCUUUAUCUGAACCAC